This is a messenger RNA of Stomoxys calcitrans (stable fly), 1224 nucleotides long. Its product is annotated as homocysteine S-methyltransferase. Bases 116 to 1090 code for a protein of 324 amino acids. NCBI's taxonomy places the organism in Eukaryota, Metazoa, Arthropoda, Insecta, Diptera, Muscidae. Gene Ontology annotation, biological process: S-methylmethionine cycle. The record is from RefSeq and is a predicted model, not a curated record. Gene Ontology annotation, molecular function: S-adenosylmethionine-homocysteine S-methyltransferase activity. The transcript has 4 exons.
UUCUAUAAAAGCGCUUAAAAUUAAAAAAUUCAAUAUUAUUCACUGGCAAAUCUCAAACUUUCUAGUUCGCGAUUAUUUUUUCAACUAUCUGUACACAAAUUUCUUAAGCAAUAACAUGAGUCGGCGUAUUCUCGUAAAAGAUGGUGGUUUUGGAACCCAAAUGACUGUUCAUGUUGGCGAUGCUGUGGACGGCGAUCCAUUAUGGAGUGCUCGAUUUAAUUACACAAAUCCUACGGCUAUUGUAAAUACACAUUUAGAUUUCUUGCAAAAUGGAGCAGAUAUGAUUCUAACUAAUACCUACCAGACAAGCGUUGAAGGGUAUAUGGAACAUUUAGAUCUGGACGCUGCCCAGAGUCUGGAACUUAUAAAGAAAACUGUGCGUUUAGCCCAUGUAGCCAAGGAUAAAUAUUUGGCAGAAUGUUUUCAAGCCGGUUUAGAAAUAAACCCAGGCCUACCUUUGAUAAUUGCUUCAAUUGGUCCAUAUGGAGCACAUUUGCAUGAUGGCUCUGAAUACACUGGCGAAUAUGCGGACUAUUUGCCGGCAAAGGAAAUAACGGAUUGGCAUAAAGCACGAGUGGAUGCCUGUCUUGAAGCUGGCGUAGAUGCCUUAGCCAUUGAAACUAUACCUUGCCAAAUGGAAGCUGAAGCUCUUUGCGAAAUGUUAUGUGCUGAUUAUCCCAAUGUAAAGUUUUGGAUAGCCUUUCAGUGCAAAGAUGAACAAUCUUUGGCACAUGGUGAAGAUUUCGUAGAUGCGGCCCUUUCCGUCUGGGACAUUGUUAAGGAGCAUAAUGCUCAGAAAAAUUGUUUGGGCAUUGGGGUUAAUUGUGUGCAUCCGAAAUUCGUCACCUCUCUUAUUAAAUCACUUAAUGCUAACAAAGCCGAAGAAGACAGACUACCUUUGGUGGUGUAUCCAAACAGCGGGGAAAUUUAUGAUGUCAACAAAGGAUGGAUGGGAAAAGAACAUUGUAUACCUUUGGCAGAUUACGUUCGAGAAUGGGUGCAGUUGGGAACAAAAAUUAUUGGUGGAUGCUGUCGUACGUAUGCCCGAGAUAUACGACUAAUAAGUGAAGUUGUUACGACCCUCAAGUAAACAUAAGAAUAAUUAAAUUUAUACAUUUAUAUUGUUUAUGAUCUCUCCUUCCAACAAAAUAGUUUAAAAUUAUAAUGACCGAACCACAAUGCAAGUUAAUAGAUGCAAUAAAGAUUUUUUAAGUAAAAGUUAAA